UAAAAAACUCGACACCAAUGUCCGCCAUUAUGCGCCUCUUCGCCUGGCCUUGCAUUAUGGCCGCUGCGCUCAGCUGGCAGUGACUCGAUUGGUGGUGGACGAGCAGAGCGUUAAAUGGAUACGUGCGUCGAAUGACUUAUUGUUGUGUCCUGGCUUGGGAUAUCUCGAUUGUGCUCGGUCGGGGAGCGCGUUUUUUCGCGCACACAUUGGUCCAGUGACGAAUGUUAUUGUGCAACGACGACGGGACGAGAUCUGGAGCGAGCGACGUAGCCUAGAUAAGAUGGCAAUAAGCGCUGUCACACGGGUAUCGAGCAUCGUCAUUGCGCUGAACGGUCUUCUUCAUUGAAUCCGCCGCGCGCACACGGACAGAGAGAUCGAGAUCGGGAAGGAGAUCGCGCGAAUGCGACACGAGAACGGUGACAAACAGAGCUGACAGCCGCCCGUCGAUCGCGCAAACAUGGGCAAUUGCCUGAAGCGUUCCGGUAAUCAACAGGACAAUACUACUCUGCUGAGCAACAAUCCCGAGACCAAUGUGUCCACCAGCGGAUCCUCGCAGGAGGGCCUUGGACCGCCGAUCUACAACCAAACAAUUUACUACCCGUCGGUUGCCUCGAGGGAACGCCAGCUGCAAUCCACCAAUUUGAACAUCGGUCAUGGAAUCGGUGUCAAUCUGGUGCCAAGGGAUCCUUUCACGGAGGAGGAUAUGCGGCAGCAAGUGAGACUCGCCAAGCGUAUAGGACUGAUACAACAUUUGCCCAUAAGGGAGUACGACGGCGCGAAGAAGGGCGAAUGCGUGAUAUGUAUGAUGGAGCUGCAAGCUGGCGAGGAAGUGCGCUAUCUUCCCUGUAUGCACACUUACCAUGCUAUUUGUAUCGACGACUGGUUACUACGUUCAUUGACCUGUCCGUCCUGCAUGGAACCAGUGGAUGCGGCGCUAAUAAGCUCAUAUCAUCCGACUACUUAAUAACGGAGUGACUGGAAUUCUAUUGGUCUGACAAAUUGGUAAAUUGGAAUUAUAUUGAACAGACUAAACGUGUGAAGUAAAACUGAAAAAAAAGGAGAGAGAGCGAGUGAGAGAGAGAGAAAGAGAGAGUGAGAGAGAGAGUUGUGUCUACUUCUAUAGAGCAUAUAAAGGCUUCUGAGACAUAGAAAGACGGUAUAUUCCGCGUCGACAUAUGCGUGCGUGUUGGUUAAUAAUCUGUAUCACAUUCUAUUACAUCUGCAAGUAUUUUUUUAGAUUACUAUGCGAGUGUGUGUUCGAAGAGGUCCUUAUUUUAAUUAAAUAUUACCAGAAUAAGUGAGUGAGUGAAAGGGAGAGAGAGAGAAAGAGAGAAAAACAUCACACCUAUGAAAUUCUUCGUUUGCAUAGUGAAUACAACUGAAUUAACUGCUUGUAUAUUGAUUUCCUAUUAGAGAAAGAAAUGGGAAGUGGGAGGAUACAGCUCGAUGUAAGUGUGCAAUAAAGUGUUGAGUAAGCCUCAUGUACAUUAGAUAUAGUCUAAACAAAUAUACAUAUGCGUAGUGAGAAGACAAAAUGUGCGGGACACGUGCGGAAAUUAUUAUAUUCUUUAUAUUACAGUUUUUUUUUUUUCUGAUAUCUCCCCCUCGUAUAGUGUAGAUAUUCUUUGCGUAUAGCGUUUUUGACGAAGUUGUUUCUUUUUUUUUUUUUUUUACAGAAAUUUUAAUCAUGUUCUCGAAACAUAACACACAUACCUGUGCUUUCGAAUAAUUUCGAGUGAGAUAAAUUGCGCGAAUUACAUUACAAAGUUUUAGAGUGAAAACUGUUGCUUGUUCGAAUUAUAAAUAACGCACGAAUUGUAGACACUGCGAAUUAACGAUUUUCGCGACAUUUACAGUCUAAUCUAUAUAAAAAGACGCGAUUCCAUUGUAUCUGUGUAAUAUGAAAAAAAAAAAAAAAAA
Messenger RNA from Pseudomyrmex gracilis, 1920 nucleotides. It is a transcript of the gene Rnf11, whose product is annotated as RING finger protein 11. The record is from RefSeq and is a predicted model, not a curated record. Lineage: Eukaryota; Metazoa; Arthropoda; Insecta; Hymenoptera; Formicidae. The transcript has 2 exons. The coding region runs from base 458 to 964 and encodes 168 amino acids.